Messenger RNA from Ailuropoda melanoleuca (giant panda), 1178 nucleotides. It is a transcript of the gene RPP38, whose product is annotated as ribonuclease P/MRP subunit p38. The transcript is spliced from 3 exons. Gene Ontology annotation, molecular function: ribonuclease P activity; ribonuclease P RNA binding. Gene Ontology annotation, biological process: tRNA 5'-leader removal. Gene Ontology annotation, cellular component: fibrillar center; nucleolar ribonuclease P complex; ribonuclease MRP complex. The coding region runs from base 244 to 1089 and encodes 281 amino acids. The record is from RefSeq and is a predicted model, not a curated record. Lineage: Eukaryota; Metazoa; Chordata; Mammalia; Carnivora; Ursidae.
CGGUCUUGCGCCUGCGCACUGUCGCUGUAGGGCGCUGUCUUGAGCUUCCCAGACUCGUUCCCAAACUCAAGGUGUUUAUAGUUCAGGCCUUGCGAAGCUGUGGGCCGACUCUCUCCAUUGUGAGUGACAAGGAUUUUUGUGAGAAUCAAGUAAUACAUGGAGAAAAUGCCUUCUAAAUUCUGACACACUCCACAAAGACAUCUGCGCUUUACCAUCAGUAGCCAGACUGGAAAGAUUUUCAGAAUGGCUGCAGCUCCUCAAGCACCGGGGAGGGGCUCUGUUCGGAAGACAAGACCUUUAAUGGUAAAGACGUCAUUGAACAACCCAUAUGCUAUCUGCUGGAGUGCGCUAGAGAGAGAGGACAUGCACUUCAUAUUACAGACCCUUGAAGACAGAUUUAAAUGUCUUGGGCUUCAGAAGAUUGAGGAUAGGAAGAAAAAGAAAAAGCAGUUUUUAAAAAAACAAAGCCCAGACAAAUGUAGCCCAGAGGUUGAUAUGAGCAAGGAUCUGAAGGAGAAACACCCAGAAGAUAAUGAGCAAGGGUCAGGGUGGACUCCUGUCCAUGUCAGGAAGCAACUGGCCAUUGGCGUUAAUGAAGUUACCAGAGCUCUGGAAAGGAAUGGGCUGCUGCUGGUACUCGUGUGUAAGUCAGCCAAGCCUGCGCUCAUCACCUCACAUCUGAUUCAGUUAAGUUUGAGCAGAUCCGUUCCUGCUUGUCAGGUUCCCCGUCUCAGCGAGACACUCGCACCUGUCAUUGGCUUAAAAUGUGUCCUGGCCUUAGGGUUCAGAAAGGACACCACUGCCUUUGUGGAUGAAGUAAAAGCCAUAAUUCCCCGAGUACCCAGUUUACACGUACCAUGGCUUCAAGGCAGACCAGAAGACUCCAGGGAAAAUUUAGACACAGAAUCUUUGGAAAGCCAAGACAAAGAGAUUUUGGAAACAUCCUUUGAAGACCUCUCUAAACAUAAAAGGAAGCUUGUUGAAGGUCAGCAGGCUGUAGUGUUACAACCCCUUAAAAUAAAGAAAGUGAUUCCAAACCCCAAUAAGAUAAGGAAACCACCCAAAGGGAAAAAAACGACUUCAAAGUAAUCUUGUAUGAACUUGUCAUUUCAUACAGUUGUAAAACGACACUUCGUAAAGAAGCCUUGGAAGUAAUAAAAUGUGUUAUUUUUUACAUA